AAGUGUGUUUGGCUGUGUGCUGACGGCGGCGCGCUUACGAUCCCUGUGGGACUUCCACUUACCUUCUACACCGCUUCUCGCCCGUUCAAUGACGCCGUGCUUCCCCUCUCUCUCCGCGGCCAGCGUCCAGCGAGAUUAGCGCCCUUGAUGCGGUUCUCCGGGAGACGACAACACGUUCCUCGGCGACACGUUUGAAGGCUGCUCCUCGGACCGCUGCGCAUCAUGUGGAGGAAGGCGUCUGUGGCGGCCCUGCUGGCCCUGGCGGUCGGCUACCUCUACCACGGCUGCCCCGAACUUCCCGAGCAGCUCCUCCAUUACAUCAGCCCGGCCAGCUCCCAUUCGUCCCCGCAGAGCCAGCACCGCCUGGAGCAGGUCAUUUCCAACGCCUGGGACUCGCUGAUCACGUUGCCCACGCGGCAGUGGACCAGAGUGGCCGUAGGGGUGAAUGCCUGCGUGGACGUGGUGGUGUCCGGAGUGGGUCUGCUGCAGGCACUGGCCCUAGACCCCGGCAGCGGCCUGGAUCACGAGGUGCUGCACUCCAAAGAGGACCUGCGGGAGGCCUUCGUCCAUUUCAUGGAGCGCGGGGCGGCCGCCGAGCGCUUCUUCAGCGACAAGGAGGUCUUCCGGAGGAUCGCCCGGGCAGCGGCCGAGUACCCCGGCGCCAAGCUGUAUGUCGGAGGGAACGCCGCCCUCAUCGGUCAGAAGCUUGCCACUUAUCCGGCUCUCAUGGUUUUGCUAUGUGGGCCGGUGGGGCCUAAACUUCACGAGAUGCUGGAUGAGCAGAUCGUUGUUCCGCCGGGUUCUCUGCAGGAGACGGACGAAUACCAUCUCAUCCUGGAAUACAAAGCAGGUGAGCAGUGGGGUUCAACGCGGGCGCCUCAAGCCAACCGCUUCAUCUUCUCGCACGACGUGUCCAACGGGGAGAUGAGCUCGCUGGAGACAUUCGUGGCGAGCCUGGAGGAGUUCCAGCCCGACUUGGUGGUCUUGUCUGGGCUGCACAUGAUGGAGGGCCAGGGCAGGCAGCUGUGGGAGGAGCGGCUCAAAGAGGCGGUGGCAGCCAUAUCUGACAUUGGUAAGGACAUCCCCAUCCACUUGGAGCUGGCGAGCAUGACGGACAGAGACUACAUGAACAGCAUCAUGCAGGAGCAGGUCAUGCCCAUUGUCAGCUCCAUCGGGCUGAACGAGCAGGAGCUGCUUUUCCUCUCUCAGGCCGGCGGCGGACCUCACGCUCACCUCGCCACGUGGAAGGGCGUCCCCGACGUGGGCCAAGUCAGCGACAUCCUCCUGUGGAUCCUGGAGCGCCACGGUCGCAGCGACCCCUCGUCGGAGGCCGACCUGACCCGCGUCCACUUCCACACCCUGGCGUACCAUGUGCUGGCCACGGUGGACGGCUACUGGGCCAACCAGGUGGCGGCGGUGACGGCGGGGGCGCGCGUGGCCAGCAGCCAGGCGUGCGGCACCCGCACCGUCGACGCCACCAAGGUGGAGCUGAAGGCGCCGCUGCGGUUUCACAGUUCGCACUCGGAGGCGCGGGUGGCGCUGUCUCUCGACCCGGCAGCUCCGGUGACGGUGUGGCGUCGGGGCAACGUCACCUUUCACAUGACGCCGGUGCUGGUGUGCAAGCAGCCGCUUCGAACGGUCGGGCUCGGCGACGCCAUCUCGGCAGAGGGGCUCGUUUACUCGGAGUUAAAGAGCCAGCAGCCCUUCUGACCGUGCAGGUGCUUCUGCGUCUUCAUCUGGACACUUUGGAAAUCCUGCCUGCGAACACGCCACCUGCCUACGCCCGAGGUCGGAUUCUAUGCACGGGGAAGGAGGGUCGGCACUGCGCUGUCUUUGAGUUGAAGGGGCUUACAAAAUUUUGCUCCAAUUUCUUGAAGUUCGGUGUGCCUAGGGUUGCAAAAGAGUGGAAAAUUUCCAGGAAGUUUCCAUAGGAAGUUAAGCUGUUGAAUUUUGGAAAUACAUAGAAACCCUGCAUAUUUGCGAUUUUAUACUUGUUUGAUUUGUUUGGCGCUGGAAGCCUUUCCUAACACAACCCACUCUUUUUUUUUUUUUAUAUAUAUAAAUAAAAUUAACUAUUGGCUGAGUAUUGGGCACUGGCAGGGAAUCGAACCCACGCCGUUUGCGCUAAAGCUUGCUCGUAAUUUACAUUUCAUGACACAAUGUACCGCCCAAGCAAUAGUUUGUUACUCGUAAAAAUUAAAAAGUUGGGGUGCUCGCAAGUCAAGGUACUGGAAUGAAAUCUUCUUUUAGUCAAGAAUGGAUCAGGCUAAAAUAUAUUUCCCCCCACUAUAUAUACCAUAAGUUCCCCAUUAGUAAUGGCCCAUUGGCCUCCGAUAAAGGGUGGACAGCCAGCUCUGUUUUGUAAAUUCCUGUUAAUUCCCAUGGAAAGUUUCCAACUUUCAAAAUUCCCAGAAUUUUGCAACCAUAGGGUGUGCCUUCGGAGAAGUCUCGCAUAUUCACGUUUCAGGUCCAAAUGGGAAAAGUCACCGAGGCUAUGUCCACACACACACACAAAUAUUUUUCUAAAAUGUAUCCUGGUUAGAAACUAGAGGAAAGGGGACCAAAUAUAACAGGAAGUCAAGCACGCAGUAAAAGUUGUAAACCUCAUCCACCUCUGCUCAGUCAUCCACAUGGUGGCUAACUGUCAAAUGUUCAUUGGACAAAAGUCAUUGGACGCAUGCAUCUUAGGUUCAUUGAAGACUCUAAAUUGUCCAUAAGUGCGAAUUGUUGUGUCCAUUCCAGGGUGCAGCCCACCUUUUGUUCAGAGACACUGGGAUAGGCUCAAUAGAUAAUGGAUAGGUGUGCUGUUCCCCCCCCCCACUGAUGAAUAGGGAAAACCGACUCUACUAUCAGUCCACGUCAUACCCCUUUUCCUUAUUUAGCCAUUGUCACAACGAAGACAAUUCAUUUUGUGAUUGGCUAACCAUUUAGAGGUCAUAGCACCACCUGGUGCUUUGGCAUGCACACGGCGGCCCUCAAAUGUGUUCACAUGUUUGGAUUUUUUUAUUUACGGUAUUUAUUUUUUAAGACCAUAAUAUAAAACCUGUGGAUGUGUGGACAUAGCCUUCUGAAGAAAAUCUUCACAUUGAAAUGAAAACUGACUUAACGUUUACUUUGUAGAAUGUCUGUCACACACGCACUGUCACGUGUUUUUCUUAGUUUGUUGCAUUUGUGUACAAAAAAGUACAUUUAGAGUUCCUUGGAGAAGAUAGAAGGUAUUAAAAAAAGUUGUUUUUUUUCUUUCCCCCAGAUAAUUGUUCUACUUUAAAGGUGCAAAGCACAAACAAAUAUUGCUGUGACCGUCCGAAGUGGAAAAUAAUCUGUUUCAGGUUGACUUUCAAGUUGUUCUCAUUUUAAAACAUUGUUUUUUUUUCCUCCAUGGGAAGUCAUGUAAUGUGGUCAUCAUUAAAACAUUGAACUGUUUUAAGUUACUUGCAAACAUAGAGAAGCUAACUACUGUGUAAUUAAUCUAAGACAAGUAAAACUUACUCACCUGCAGUACUGUCACCUCGUGGUGUUUAUAGACUGAAUGGCCAGACCAUAUCAUGAUGCAGUUAUGGUCCAUUUUUGGUUCUGCGGUUAUCACACAUUUCGUCUUUGCCAUCAUUGGCAUUGUGUAAAACACACACGAAAGCCAAAGAACAAUCUAAACAAGGAGUUUGUCUUACUUUUUUGGAGACUUCACAUGUAACCAUGACUUUUGUUUGACUUUUGAGGCAUAUUUUGACAGAAGAUUUUAUUUGAAGUCUGAAAUGUUCGACUUUGGAAGUUCCGAUGUAUAUUUGACUGAAAAACAAUGUUUGACUUCAUUUUUGUGCUCCAAUUACCUCAGCUGGCCAGUGAAGGCACUGAACUAUGGCGUCUUAAUGCAAAGCCGACCUGGCAAUUUUAGUUGAACACAUGGGACUCUUUGCACUAGAAAAAGGCAGGCGGGCCGCAAAGGUGAAUGUAACUACGUCCCCUCCCUUAGCAAGUACAAUCUAGUCUAUUGUUAGUCUCUCAACAUGUCAUUAAACUUUGUACUGUAAUGUGUCUUGUGCUAGGCCAACUGUGAUGGAAAGAAAUGAUAGAUGGAUGACUUCAUAAGAAGAAGAAAUGAUAUUCCUGUAUAGAUGUUUUUUUUUUUUCAUAAUGCAGGGGUGGAGAGAGGUUGUAUUUUUUUCCCCCAAAAGGGGCCAUUUUAGUCUUCUGAGGGCCAUACUAAAUGUAUGACAAAAUAUUAUGCCAAUAUCAAAUAAAUGCUUAUUGUUA
Phycodurus eques (leafy seadragon) is the source of this 4251-nucleotide messenger RNA. It is a transcript of the gene adpgk, whose product is annotated as ADP-dependent glucokinase. NCBI's taxonomy places the organism in Eukaryota, Metazoa, Chordata, Actinopteri, Syngnathiformes, Syngnathidae. The transcript is spliced from 8 exons. Bases 223 to 1710 code for a protein of 495 amino acids. Gene Ontology annotation, biological process: glucose metabolic process. Gene Ontology annotation, molecular function: ADP-specific glucokinase activity. The record is from RefSeq and is a predicted model, not a curated record. Gene Ontology annotation, cellular component: endoplasmic reticulum.